This is a messenger RNA of Funneliformis caledonium, 162 nucleotides long. Lineage: Eukaryota; Fungi; Glomeromycota; Glomeromycetes; Glomerales; Glomeraceae. The record is from the annotation of a GenBank genome assembly.
AUGGCCUUUUCCUGGAAAGCCGCUGGUAUUAGUUACCUCAAAUAUACCCAGAUCUGUGCUCGUGCGGUUCGAAAUGCACUUAAAGACGAACAGCGGUUGAUAGCACAAAGACGGGACGAGCAAGGAAUCAAAUUCGCUAAAUGGGAUGGUGAAACUAAUUAA